This is a messenger RNA of Silurus meridionalis, 659 nucleotides long. It is a transcript of the gene ufm1, whose product is annotated as ubiquitin-fold modifier 1. The transcript is spliced from 7 exons. Gene Ontology annotation, biological process: protein K69-linked ufmylation. Lineage: Eukaryota; Metazoa; Chordata; Actinopteri; Siluriformes; Siluridae. The record is from RefSeq and is a predicted model, not a curated record. Bases 16 to 417 code for a protein of 133 amino acids. Gene Ontology annotation, cellular component: nucleus; cytoplasm.
UUCGGAUAAUGUGCUAUGGGUUUUUCUGAUUUUUUUUUCCCAGCACAGGGAAUACAGUGUUUACGGUUGACGUGUUCCAUCAGGACCCCGCUACUUCCGGUUCGGCAUAAACUCAUUGCUGUGGUCUCUGAAGUUGAAAACAUGUCUAAAGUCACUUUUAAAAUUACCCUGACGUCGGAUCCUCGGUUACCCUACAAAGUAUUAAGUGUACCUGACAGUACGCCAUUCACCGCUGUGCUGAAGUUUGCAGCAGAAGAGUUUAAAGUGCCAGCCGCAACCAGUGCUAUUAUUACAAAUGAUGGCAUCGGAAUCAAUCCAGCACAAACAGCAGGAAACGUUUUCCUAAAACAUGGAUCGGAGCUUCGAAUCAUUCCUCGAGAUAGAGUUGGAGCAGGUCAAUGUCCGACGAGUGUCUGAGCAAUCAGGGAUUAUUCAUCAUCGUGGAAAAGACAAACAUGCUUGUUUAUUUAUUUCCCAGUCAUGAGGUGUUAGUUUGCUUUUUUUUUUUUUAAACAAAAGCAAAAAAAAUCCCUCCUCUGUCAUCCAUUCAUGUGGACUUUCUCCCUCUCAGUGAUUCAUGUUUACUGGACAGAAGAUUUCCCAAAAAAAAUUCAGUUUGUCCAUUAAUAAUUUAAAUAAACACUUUUUUUGGCACAUUA